CUUCUCAGUUCACCUGCCGUCCUGCCUUUUAAUUAUGCUCCCGCCGUGCUCCCUCUCUCAUCUGUACUUGAUGGCGCGCUGAUGAAACAGACUACGACCCUCGACCAACGUGAAGACGAAUCAUUCGGAAGCUCGCGAGUCAAGAAAGCUUUUAGUGUCUAACAGCAUCGCCAACCUUUACUAGCAGAGCGUAUAAGCACACAGGCGGAGACGUGUGGCGAAAAUAGCAGAAAUUACAGACGGAAGUGGAACUAAACAGAGCAAAGCUCCCAGGAACAUAAGGUUAAACUGAGUCUGGAUAAACCAUCUGGAAAAUAACACUGUGACUAUGAGGCUAGUGUGCAACAAAAUCUCAUCCCAUCUUGCAGCAUGUAGGUGGAGCAGUCUGGAUCCAGUAAUGGGUGGGAUGAAGAGGUAACUGGAUCAAGAGUGUGAGUGGGCAUGGAAGUGCCAGGUCACUGCUUUCAGCAUCUUUGUAUCUGGAUCUGCAGAUAAAUGGUCCCUUUGUGCAUAAUGGUGGGAUUUGCAGUAAUUUAAAUGAUAAUAUUUAAGGCAAGAGUGUGUUUAUUACUUUAAUGUUGAAGUGUUACAGAACACGGUCCAAUGUGCCACAAAAUGAAAAUACUUAAGUAAAGAUAUUUCAGAACUAAUUAACAUCAGUACCUGAAUGGAUGCAGCCUAUAAUUUGUUUACAGUGCUCAGUAAACCUGUAAAACUUUAAGGAACGACGGUGCUAAUUAAUCUUUAGUGUUUUGUUUCUCUACAUGACACUAAUUUGAAGAUUGAUUUUUCUUUCACGUGGCAUCUAAUCAGGACCAAGGACAGCGCCAGAUUCCGCCUCAGCGCUGCGUCAGGACGUGUUUUUUUUUUUUUUUAUCCGCGGCUGGAGAGCGAAGACGCGCAGAGAAAACCCCGUUGCAACCCGACCAAGAGCUUUGUCAUCUGCAGAGCAACGUCUCUGCGCUCUUCUCUUUCUUUCUCGCAGAACGCGAAGCUUUUGAAUAUGGAAGUGACUUUGCUGGCCACCCGCGGGGAGACAAGUUAAAAUGUCUGGGCAUCUCAUCGACACCACUUACGACGGAUCAGGAGGGACCGUUUAUGCUCCGACCUUCAACUUUACCUGCGCCGUCAACACGACCGACAGCUCGGAUGGAGACCUCCGCCUUCCGGAGUCUGACAAAACUGAUUUUGUAGCAGAUGGCGCAGCAGUUGUGCGGAUUACCAUCUCUAUCAUCUACUCUCUGGUGUGCGCCCUGGGUCUGGUCGGAAACUUACUGGUCCUGUACUUGAUGAAGUCCAAACAGGUGUGGAAGAAAUCGUCCAUCAACCUCUUCGUAACUAGUUUGGCGGUGACGGACUUCCAGUUUGUGCUGACUCUGCCCUUCUGGGCGGUGGAAAACGCGCUGGACUUCACUUGGCCGUUCGGCAAAGCCAUGUGCAAGAUCGUCUCCUACGUGACCGCCAUGAACAUGUACGCCAGCGUGUUCUUCCUCACGGCCAUGAGCGUGGCGAGGUACUGGUCGCUGGCGUCCGCCCUGAAGGGCAGGCGGCGCAGGGCGCAGUGCUGCUCCGCGCGGUGCAUCAGCGCGGUCAUCUGGUUCGCCGCCGUCUCCGCCGCGCUGCCGCACGCGGUCUUCUCCACCACCGUGACGGUCUCCAACGAGGACCUGUGCCUCGUCAAAUUCCCGGAGACCAACGGGAGCGCGCAGCUCUGGCUCGGGCUCUAUCACUCGCAGAAAGUGCUGCUGGGCUUCGUGGUGCCGCUGGGCGUCAUCUCCGCCUGCUACCUGCUCCUUUUGCGCUUCAUCACCUCCAAAAACAUCCACACCUCCUGCGCCAAGCGCCGCGCAAAGGUCACCAAGUCGGUCACUAUUGUGGUCUUGUCCUUUUUCCUCUGCUGGCUGCCCAACCAGGCGCUGACAGCGUGGGGAAUCCUCAUCAAACUGAACGUGGUUCAUUUCAGUUAUGAGUACUACACCAUGCAGGUGUACGUCUUCCCCGUAUCCGUGUGUCUGGCGCACUCCAACAGCUGCAUGAACCCCAUCCUGUACUGCUUAAUGAGGAGGGAGUUCAGGAAAGCGCUGAAAAAGCUCUUCUGGCGGAUGACUUCGCCGACCCUGACCACCAUCAGGCCGAUCACAGCCAUCACAAAGCCGGAGAUGGACGAGCAAGGGCGUGCGCUGGUCCCCAUCGGCGCACGCGGGGAGCCCGCUGUGGUGUUUUAUCCACCGGGGGCUGUCAUGUACAACGACAGGCGAGAUUUGCCUCGAAACAGCACUUGAAAGAAAGUCAUACGAACUCUGUCAAAUCCUCUGAGACUGUUAUUUAUUUGCAUCUAUGCCGUGUCCUGCUCCGCAGCAGUGGAAGGAGCUCAGACAGAGAUUUACAGGACGCCUGUCUGCACAAAUGUCACAUGGAUUUGUCUGGUCGCAGUCAGCAGCUUUUUGAAAAACAAGGACAUUAUUCCAUUGUGCUAAACCUAAAUGUGCUGCUAAAGUCUGUCCAAAACUGUCAAACAACAUUUCAGUGUGCAAGUAAAACUUGUGUCCUCAUUCAGAGUGUCUGAAUCUGCUGAUACCAAGAACUGAGCCUCACUGAGUCACAUUAUAUAAAACGUGUAAUUUACAGUACAUUGGAUUCAGUUGUGCAGAAUGAUCCUAAAAAUAAUCGAGGGAAUGUAAUAGUUCUGAAUAUUUGAGAGAAACUGCAACAACUCACUUCAUCAGCUCAUGUUUUAGAUCCUGGAGUUAGAAUUUCAAAGUUUAACUUAUCAUUUAAUUAUAAAUGUAAAAACUCUAGAUUGUCGCAAAUGUCAAGGAGUGAUGUAAUUGUUCCCAAUCAAGAUUAAAGGGAAUUCAAGUAUCCAGUUAGUAGCAUCUGCCGCAAUCAACCUCAUAAUGCUUUAAGUUUCCAUUCUAUUGAAGUUCUAACUUUACAGGGCUCAUGCAUUAUAUAAAAGACCACUUGCUAAAAUGUCAUGAGUGACUUCAGUUAAACCUAAAUCACCCCCCUGAACUCCAAAUGCUAGUGCUUCCAUCCAAAUACCAACAGAAAAAUACAAUUUGACAUUAAAUGUCACUAAUAUAUUAACAUAUUGAUGCAUUUUUAGCUCAACACAGAUAAGGAAACCUGCUAAUGCUUCAAGAAGCAUUAGAUCCAGUAUUAUCUUGUCAAAAAAAAGUCAAGCAUGAUUACCUCCGGCAUAAACAAAACAAAAUUAAAGCCAUACAUUCAUACGGACGAAAACGAGAAAAGCAAGAAUUAUCAUCUUGGGAUAAAUGCUGGAUUGAAGAGAAGAGGCUAAUAAUCUGCAUGCAGGCUAAUCUAAUCAGAAAUGGCUGACGGUCCUGAGCACUGGGUCUGAAAUCACAAUUGAAGAGAUUAUUUGUUUGGAUGGUGACAUGCGCACAUUAACCAAGUAGUUCAUUAGUUUGGAAAAAACCCUUUUGAGAAUAAUAAAUUAACAACUCUACUGUUAGUUCAUUCCACAGAGACGAGGGCAUGUCUCCAGCAAGAUGAAUAGCUCAUAAAUGUCUAUCAAUCAGAUCAUAAGGUGAAAUUCCUUUGAUUGCUUUUUUGUGUCAGUUUUUGUAUUACAACUGGGGAAAUGUGUCCACUUGUCCACCAAUCAACAUCUGAAGCCUGUUAAAUAUUAUAAGUUAGUUAUCUGUUUGUAAGUUAGUUAUCUGUUGUUUGCCUUCAUGAUUGUUGAUGAUCUAAUACAUAUAAACACUUUAAUUUGGGAAAACACAAACAGUAUUUACCAUUUAAUGUCCCUUCAGAAUAAAGCGCUCUUUGCAAAUC
Molecule: messenger RNA, 3804 nt
Organism: Betta splendens (Siamese fighting fish)
Lineage: Eukaryota; Metazoa; Chordata; Actinopteri; Anabantiformes; Osphronemidae
Gene: rxfp3
Product: relaxin family peptide receptor 3
Exons: 1
Coding region: 1047-2282 (411 amino acids)
Biological process (GO): immune response; G protein-coupled receptor signaling pathway
Cellular component (GO): membrane
Molecular function (GO): G protein-coupled receptor activity
Source: RefSeq, a predicted model, not a curated record